AGAAAAGGAAAUAAAAUAUAGAAAUGAAAUAUUUCCAUUAAUUUUUUAUAGUUUUCAUUUUUUUUUAAGUAGUGCUGCUGUAAUUAGAACUACUUUAGUAGGGAUAUCAAAACCUUAACAUCACAAUGUGUUUUAUUACAGCUACUUGAUUAGUGACAAUAUCUGUCUUUACUAUACGUAAUGACUUUAAAUGUAAUGACAAUAUGAAGUAAAUAUUUCAUACAGUGAGCCAAAUGUUUUUUUAUAAGAUCAUUAUCCUGAACUAGUUUUCACAGAAGUCUAAAAAAUCAGCAUUGCCAUAUAAAAGUUAUAGAAGUAUACUAAUAUAAACGUAUAUAUUAUGCCUCCUAAACACAAGGAAAUGGCUAAGAAAGCCAUUCUUCAAGUUAAUCGACCAGCAAUUAGUGAUUCGACUCUUUUAUAUGUUCCUAGUAAUGCAAUAGAAGGUUACCAAGAGCGUAUUGAAACAGGAAUAGAUUGGACUCUCGUUGAAUUAGCAGCACGUCAUCAUAGACAGUUGUGUCUUAGAGGAAAUAUUACCAAAGUUACAUUUACUGAAGCGCUGCAAAAUAAAAUAAAUAAAAGUAUACUUAAAGCAUUUUUAAACGAGCAGUCUAAUCUUAGUCUCGAGGAACAAUGGGAACUUUUGUUACCUAUUACUUUAUGGGAUAACGAGAAAUUUGCGAAUGAAGAGAGUAAAAUUUGUUUUCGUAGCUAUAACAACAUAACAGAUGAUAUGGUGAAAUUAAUCAAAAGAGCCGUACAACUUGGUGAUAGAAAAGUUUUAAGACAAGAGUUAAAAUUAGUUCCGGUAUUGCGACUAAAUGACGCCCAGCUGACGGAAUUAGACAGUGGUUUAUUAGAAUUUCAAAAACUUGUUACUCUAAAUUUAUGUGGAAAUUUCCUUAAUGAUUUCGACUCGAGCUGUAUUCCACGUGGAGUAAAAAUUUUAGAACUACAAGCGAAUUGUAUUAGGAACAUUAAAACAUUUUCAGAAUACCUGCCUUCCAAUUUAUCAUACCUAGGCCUAGCAAGAAAUUUACUAAACGAUGAUAAUAUCGAAAGUCUUUUAAGUAUACCAAACAUCACUGUACUAGAUUUAUCUGAUAAUGACAUCUACAAUCUUGAAGAAAUAUUAAAUAUACUAGUAAGGUUGCCAAAUCUCUCUGCUCUAUUUCUUGCUGGAAAUCCAUGCUCGGUCUGUUCUGGAUACGCUCGUACAACAUUAACAAGACUGCCUCGUUUGAAAUGGCUAGAUUCUCGAGAAAUUCUCUUGACCAAUAGACCUAUAGAUCCUUUUGAGCCACAUCCUAAUGAUUUACGUUCAACAUAUUUUAACUUCACCAUUUUCCGAAUUAUGUCUGCUCCUCAACCACCAAAACCAGAAAAGGGAGCAAUAACGACGUUUCACGUGGAGUUAGAAUUACCGCUACUGGACACAACACGAAGAAAUUUUCUUAUGUUUCGACAAAAUGAGUCUCUUAUAGAGAGAUUACCACUACCAGAAGAUGAAGAGUGGCCUGUUUCCAAUACUACAUCAAAGGUCAUUGACAGCAAAAUAGCCAUUGACUCUGAAGCAUCGGCUCAUGAUUCAGAUAUAUAUAAAUGUUUAACAACUAAAAAUUCUCGAGAAAUUUAUCAUUUUACAACAUUUGAGAGCAACAGAAUUCAGUGGAAUAAAGUAAUGAACUUUCAAGAGCCAGCAGUCAGAAUAUUCUGUCCAGAUCUCUUUGCCUUGAGAAAUACAUUUCGAACAGUCGUGACAAUCAGAUUAAUUUAUUCUAUGACCAUGACAAGUAAGCAAAAUAAACCAGAAAAGAAAAGCGCUCAUUCUCUAAAACAAGCAGUAGAACAGAGAGUAACUUUGGCUACAAUUAAAUGUUCCCUUAGACGUCCAGAUUGGAGCCAAAAUUCUCAACACUUUCAUUGGGAUAAUUCUCUUGGCACCAACGAGGCUAUACACUGGGGAGAAGGAGAUCUUUCAGUCCUGCAAUAUUCUCAAGCACCAGUCAAGAUAACUAAAGGCAAAACUGAAACAGAUGUUGGAUCAUUAAAACAACAAAUUCCUGAAAAUUUGACUUGUCAUUUUGGUUUUGGAAUCGACACUUUACGUAUUUAGAAAUUAAAAUAUUGAAUAUAAUAUAUUUUUAAAGAU
Galleria mellonella (greater wax moth) is the source of this 2155-nucleotide messenger RNA. RefSeq lists its product as uncharacterized. NCBI's taxonomy places the organism in Eukaryota, Metazoa, Arthropoda, Insecta, Lepidoptera, Pyralidae. Gene Ontology annotation, molecular function: protein binding. The record is from RefSeq and is a predicted model, not a curated record. The coding region runs from base 341 to 2119 and encodes 592 amino acids. The transcript is spliced from 9 exons.